This is a messenger RNA of Closterium sp. NIES-65, 678 nucleotides long. NCBI's taxonomy places the organism in Eukaryota, Viridiplantae, Streptophyta, Zygnematophyceae, Desmidiales, Closteriaceae. The record is from the annotation of a GenBank genome assembly.
AUGGCUACCCCUAGUUUCCUUGCUUUUGACGCUGAGGGUCGGGCCAUUGACUUUGACGUCUGGAUAGAUGACCUACAUCUUUUCAUACAAUGUGAUAGGGCGAACGGUCUCUCUCUCUUUGACCUCACCUCGGGUGCCUCUCCUGCCCCUGCUGCUGAUGCUGACGCCACUGCCCGCUCACAGUGGGCCAUACGCGAUGCUGCUGCACGUCUUGCUGUGCGUCGCCACCUACCUACAUCUGAGCGGGUGUUCCCCCUCCCCCCCUUUUGGCCUCUGUUGCCUCUACUGCUGCGGCCGACCUCUUUGGGCUUGAGGCGGUCGGUGCGGCGUCUACCCCUAGUGGGAGACGCCGCUCUGGCAAGGGCAAGGAGGGCAGGGGCGCUGGAGGAGCUAGCGGGGGCGGUGGAGGCGGCCGUGGAGGCGGCGGAGGGAGUGGGGGUGGCGGUGGGGGUGGUGGCGGGGGUGGAGGUGUUGGUGGCGGCAGUGGAGGCGGAGGCGGCGGCGGUGGCGGUGGGAGCGGAGGUGGUGGAGGUGGCGGAGGUGGAGGAGGCGGUGGUGGAGGAGGAGGAGGAGGAGGUCGUGGCUCUUCGCAGAGGAGUGGCUCCGGUGGUGGUCAGCGCCAGCAGCAGCAGCGCAGUCAAGAGACCCUGUCCCCUCAGGAGCUCCGUGAGUGCUUGA